Messenger RNA from Olea europaea var. sylvestris, 1488 nucleotides. RefSeq names its product TVP38/TMEM64 family membrane protein slr0305-like. Gene Ontology annotation, cellular component: membrane. Bases 434 to 1264 code for a protein of 276 amino acids. The record is from RefSeq and is a predicted model, not a curated record. NCBI's taxonomy places the organism in Eukaryota, Viridiplantae, Streptophyta, Magnoliopsida, Lamiales, Oleaceae. The transcript has 9 exons.
GUAACCCUUCUUUCCCCGGGACCGUAUCUUAGCAUCUCAACAAAGAACAAUCACAAUCACGGCGUAAAAAUGAUCUAGCGAAAGACAAAGGAAAAAGAAAAAGAAAGAAAUCCAAAUCUCUUCGUAAGAACCCAUAGUAAACCCGUCUCUCAUAUUUUUCGCAAGCACAUAAACAACCUAAAGAACCUGUUUUUUAUGUAGAUCACUUUGAUUUUUGAACUUAAUGGGCUAAAGUUUCAAAUUUUGUUUUGUUUUGUUUUUUUCCCCCUUUCCUGUUCAUGCUAUAUAGUUUUUUGAAAUCAAUCUGGCAAAUUUAGGGGGAAUUAACUUGAGGCCUCGCUUGUCAUUGAAACAAGCUAUACCAGAGGACCAAGAAGAGGAGUGCAGACCUUGGAGCAAGAGAUUUUCAUUUUUCUCCCCAAAUUCGAUAAAAAUGGGUUUCAAAUUUAGUUGGGUUUCUUUUUUCAAAAUAACCCUCCUUUUACUUCUGAUCGCGGGCAUUGCCACCGCUUGCCUCACUCUGCCUGUCGAAAAGAUGCUGAAGGAUUUCUUAGCAUGGAUUGAGCAUGAUCUUGGUCCUUGGGGUCCUCUUGUGCUAGCUGUUGCAUACAUUCCCCUAACAGUAUUGGCAGUUCCAGCUUCAAUACUUACGCUUGGUGGUGGUUACCUCUUUGGUUUGCCAGUGGGUUUUUUUGCUGAUUCCAUUGGUGCUGUCAUUGGUGCCGGGGCUGCAUUUCUUCUUGGCAGAACAAUUGGGAGGUCAUUUGUUAUUUCCAAGUUAAGAGACUAUCCACAGUUCCGGGCAGUUGCAGUUGCAAUUCAGAGAUCUGGAUUUAAGAUAGUGUUACUGCUCCGGCUCGUUCCUUUACUUCCAUUUAACAUGUUGAACUACCUCUUAUCCGUGACUCCAGUCCCGAUAGGGCAAUACAUGCUAGCUUCAUGGUUGGGAAUGAUGCCAAUUACUCUUGCCUUGGUAUAUGUUGGGACAACUUUGAAGGAUCUUUCUGAUAUAACGCAUGGAUGGAAUGAAUUCUCCAAAACCCGUUGGGCAUUUAUUGUGUUGGGACUUGUGGUAUCUGUUGUAUUAAUGAUUUGUGUAACUAGAGUUGCAAAAGCUGCUUUAGACAAAGCGUUGGCUGAAAAUGCGGAUUUAGAUGGUGAUAUCGCAUCACCACAAUUACCCAUUGUGGCAGACCCUGAUGUAAAUCUUCACCAACCGCUUAUAAUCAAGAUCGACCACCCUCAAGACGGUCAUGAAAAGUAAUCCACAUUCUCUGUAAAUUCUUUACUCUUGCUGCUUUUAAAGGCUUUCUCUCAUAAAUUGUCAUCUGUUUGGUGAUGGUUGAUAUUCAGCUGUAUAUUCUAGAUAAAAUCACAAUAGUCAGUUUGGAGAGGAAUUGCUUAUUUUUGGAACCUGAUCAUUUCCAUUUGUACUUUUCUAAUUGCCAUCAAUUUAAGAAUAUCAAACGAGUACUAUCAACUGUCAAA